Molecule: messenger RNA, 3216 nt
Organism: Xenopus laevis (African clawed frog)
Lineage: Eukaryota; Metazoa; Chordata; Amphibia; Anura; Pipidae
Gene: lsm14a.S
Product: LSM14A mRNA processing body assembly factor S homeolog
Exons: 10
Coding region: 160-1572 (470 amino acids)
Biological process (GO): cytoplasmic stress granule assembly; P-body assembly
Cellular component (GO): cytoplasm; ribonucleoprotein complex; P-body
Molecular function (GO): RNA binding; mRNA binding
Source: RefSeq, a predicted model, not a curated record
AAUUUACACGGAAAAUCCCGGCGUGCUUAGAGGCGGCGUAGAACAUGAAGGCGGCAGCGGCCAUGUUGGUUUAGGUUCUAAACCAGUGAACGCAGACAGAAUAGUAUUGGGAAAGGAGGACCCGGGUUUCUCGCAAUCCACAUCCAUCCGGGAGAUACCAUGAGCGGGGGUACUCCAUACAUCGGUAGUAAGAUCAGCCUGAUCUCCAAGGCUGAAAUCCGAUAUGAAGGCAUUUUAUAUACUAUCGACACGGAAAACUCUACAGUAGCUCUCGCUAAAGUUCGAUCCUUCGGAACAGAGGACCGGCCGACUGACCGACCCAUACCUCCCCGAGAUGAAGUAUUUGAAUAUAUUAUUUUCCGUGGAAGUGAUAUUAAAGACCUUACUGUCUGUGAGCCACCCAAACCUCAGUGUUCCUUGCCUCAGGACCCUGCCAUUGUACAGUCUUCAUUAGGGUCCUCCUCUGCUUCCUCGUUCCAGUCUGUGAGCUCUUAUGGGCCAUUUGGCAGAAUGCCUACAUACAGUCAGUUUAGCACAAGUCCUCUUGUGGGGCAGCAGUUUGGUGCUGUUGGUAGUUCUUUGACCUCUUUUGGAGCAGAAACAACAAGCAGCACAUCUUUACCCCCAAGCAGUGUUGUUGGAUCCACUUUCACGCAGGAGGCAAGAACUUUAAAAACACAGUUAUCCCAAGGUCGAUCAAGUUCCCCAUUAGAUUCCUUAAGAAAGAGCCCAACCAUUGAACAAGCUGUGCAGACUGCAUCAGCCCCUCACCCCCCAUCCUCCGCUGCUGUAGGCAGAAGAAGCCCCGUUCUGUCUAGACCCUUACCAUCCUCAAGCCAAAAAACUGCUGAGAGUCCCGAACAAAGGAAAGGUGAACUACACAAAAUCCAGAGGCCAGACACGGAGCAAAAAAACGAUUACAAAAAUGACCUGAGCAGGAGACAACCAGUUUUAAGUGCUGCUCAGCCUAGGAGAGGUCGAGGGGGAAAUCGAGGUGGUCGUGGAAGAUUUGGAGUUAGAAGAGAUGGACCUAUGAAAUUUGAAAAAGAUUUCGACUUUGAAAGUGCUAAUGCACAGUUUAACAAAGAGGACAUUGACAGAGAAUUUCAUAAUAAACUGAAAUUAAAAGAUGAUAAACCUGAGAAGCCAUUAAACGGAGAGGAUAAAACCGAUUCUGGAGUUGACACGCAGAACAGUGAAGGCCAUGCAGAGGAGGAGGAUGUAUUGGCUGCUGGAGUUUGCUACUAUGAUAAAACCAAAUCUUUCUUUGAUAGCAUCUCCUGUGAUGAUAAUAGGGAUAGAAGACAGACGUGGGCAGAAGAAAGAAGAAUGAAUGCUGAAACAUUUGGCCUCCCUCUCCGUUCAAACAGAGGUCGUGGUGGUUACAGAGGGAGAGGUGGGGGUAUGGGCUUCCGUGGAGGGAGAGGCCGUGGCGGAGAGAGGAGAGGUGCACCAGGAGGUGUUGGUGGCUUUGGACCUUCUCGGGGUUACCGUGGUGGUUCCAGAGGAGGCAGAGGUGGUAGAGAAUUUGCAGAAUAUGAAUACAGAAAAGACAACAAAGUAGCAGCCUAGUAAAGGAUGAAGGAGUGUCCAAGUGGAUUUUAUAAUCAUUUGCGGUCCAUUGAACUUGUUUUCAGUCUUGUGAAGAACGAAAUUUAUCUUGCUGUAUAUUGUCACCAGCACUGGGGGGGGGUUUAUGCCAAAAAAGUGUUUUAGGGUCCUUCUGUUUAUUGGCUACUUCUGCACAAUGGAUCCCUGUAACACUAAAGGGUGUAGAAUGGGCUUUGCUCAGUCUGUAUCUAUUUUCUUUUUUCAUUUUUGAAAAAAAAAAAAAAAUCUUUAAAAAAAAAAAAAAAGUUGAGCAUUAUCUAUAUUUCAGAUAGAAGUCAUUUUCUGAAAUAGAAAACUGAAAAAGUUGUUUUGGUAUGUAUAGCUGAACAAAAUACAAGAGAAGCAGUACUUUGCAAUGUGGUUUUUUUUUUUUUCCUACCAACACUGAGGAUUUCCCCAACUAUAUUCAAUUGCUGCAAGAUCUAUUCAGAAAGCUGUCCGUACUGUGCGAUAUAUGAUCCAAAAAUGGCUUUAUGCUACAUGCAGCUGUCCAACGAGCAACCAAAUGUUGCACUGGUUUGGCUUUUUUUUAAAUUUUAAAGCAGCAAUAGGUGUUGGGUGAGGAUGGUAACAUGAGCAGCACUGUAGCUACAUACUAGAGUUUCUUAGGUAAAGGACAUUUUUUUUUAUAGUUGUACAAUUCCAUUAUAUUCCCACUGCCAAAGAAACAUGGAGAGCUUUUUAUAGCUGUAAAAAUAAAUCUUAGAAGUCAGCACAUCUAAUGGGUUUGCAAAGUGAUAACACUCAAUUUGAUUGUCACUUUUUGCAUCACAUAUAUAAUGAGCAAGUAUUGUUUAAAAGGUAUAUAAACACUAUCUGAGCUGCCAAGUAGAUGGAUAUAUACACAUGCACCCAUUUUUUUUUUUUUUUUUGGUCAGGGCAUACCUGAUUUCAUUAAAAUAAAGGGGACCAACAAUAGUCUGACUUCAGACUUCCCCAGCUCCAUUUUAGGCUGCUGGUCAUUUAAUCCCUUACCUUGUUCUAUGGCACUUAGUCAUUAUUAUUUUCAUUGUGAUUAUCUUGAAAAGCAGAUGGUCUUCUAGAUACUGUAAUAUGGAGAAGGUGGGGUUAAAUAACCACUGGCCGACUAAGGAAGAAUGGUGUAAUGGUCCAUUUUUAAAUCAGACAAUCUAUAAUGGUUCCUCCCAUCUGUAGUAUUGUGUAUAUUUAUUAUUGGCUGUUCAGAUUGUGUUGUGCACUCUUUUUCAGCAGAAUGAAUUUGUCAAAAGGGGGGGGGAGAUGCACGUUAAAAUUGACUUUAGUCUCUAUAAACAGAAACUUAAAAAUGACGAAAAUGAAAAAUGUAAUUAGCUUCAGCCUGCUGAAAUAAAAAACUUUCUAAAUACAAUCAAUUAAAAAUUCUGUACCGUUUCUGAAAUAAUCAGGUUUUUCUUCUUGGGAUGCACCGAAUUCACUAUUUUGGAUUCAGCAGAAUCCUUCAAGAAAGAUUCCGUUGAAUGCUGAACUGAAUCCUAAUUUGCAUAUGCAAAUUAGGCGUGGGAAGAGGAAAACAUUUUUUACUUGUUUGGAGACAAAAAGCCGUGUGAUUUUCCUCCCCGGCCCUUAAUUUGCAUAUGCAAAUUCGGAUUCCGUUCAGACGCACAG